This is a messenger RNA of Dioscorea cayenensis subsp. rotundata (Guinea yam), 1541 nucleotides long. RefSeq lists its product as uncharacterized. The coding region runs from base 81 to 953 and encodes 290 amino acids. Gene Ontology annotation, biological process: ceramide metabolic process. The transcript has 7 exons. The record is from RefSeq and is a predicted model, not a curated record. Gene Ontology annotation, molecular function: hydrolase activity, acting on carbon-nitrogen (but not peptide) bonds, in linear amides. NCBI's taxonomy places the organism in Eukaryota, Viridiplantae, Streptophyta, Magnoliopsida, Dioscoreales, Dioscoreaceae. Gene Ontology annotation, cellular component: membrane.
AAAUUUAGGGAGUAAAAUUAGAAUUUUUUUUAGGGCUUAGAGAAAGAGAUCGAAGACUUGGGAGGAGAGAGAGAGCAUCAAUGGCGUCGAAAAGGAGAGCUUUUGGAUGGGUAGCAGCGAUCGUGAUAUUUGUAGUGUUGAUGAUCGUCACUCCAGCAAUCCCUCAGUCUCAGGAGUACCAUGACUUCGCCGAUCAACGCACGCUCUUUCUCGGGAUUCCUAAUACCUUGAAUGUGAUUUCCAAUUUCCCUUUUCUCGUUGUGGGACUCGUUGGGCUUGUGCUUUGCCAUUAUGGAAACUACUUUAGACUCAGUUUGGAAGGGGAGCUCUGGGGUUGGUCAUGCUUCUUUGUUGGUGUGGCUGCUGUUGCUUUUGGUUCAUCUUAUUACCAUCUCAUGCCAAAUGAUGCUCGUCUUGUCUGGGAUCGCUUGCCGAUGACUAUUGCCUUCACAUCCAUUGUGGCAAUCUUCAUCAUUGAAAGGAUUGAUGAGAGGACUGGAAGGACAUCGCUUAUUCCUCUGGUCAUGGCGGGUAUACUGAGCAUUUUGUAUUGGAGAUUUUUUGAUGAUCUUCGCCUGUAUGCAGCUGUUCAGUUUGUACCUUGCAUUAUUAUACCUCUGAUGGCUAUAAUUCUGCCGCCAAUGUAUUCUCAUUCUUCAUAUUGGCUAUGGGCGGCUGGAUUUUACCUUUUAGCAAAAGUUGAAGAGGCUGCAGAUAAGCCGAUUUACAAAUGGAUGCACCAUAGUGUCAGUGGUCAUACCCUUAAGCACCUAUGCGCUGCAAUGGUUCCUGUUUUCUUAACACUCAUGCUUGCAAAGAGAAAUGCUGAAUCUGAGAGGAAGAGUUUGCUAGAAACUUGGCGCGUUGAGUGGGUCAGAAUCAAAGAUGGCCGGAUCAAGCAAGAAGGGAUGGCGUGCGAGUACUCUACUGUUGCAACUGCUACUGAGAGUUAAUUGUUCACUAUAGACAAACUGUAUUAUUAGCAUACGAAACACACAUACGCAUGACAUGCAAAUUCCCGUAUAGUUGCCUAUUGUAAAUCAUAAGAUCAUCGUCGUUGCCUCUUGUAAAGAAGUGAAAAUGAAGAGUUUCUAUACUAAAUUGGUUUUUUCCAAUGAACCUGUUCUUUGGAUCAAACAGCUGAUUAGUCAAAAUGAUGCAUAGACUAAUAUUGAAUUUCAUUUGAAUUAAAGCUUGUCUACAUACACAGGGAUUAAAGAGGGGAAACAAACCAUGAACCCAAAAGGUCAGCACUGUACAUGAAAGAGAAGAAAAGAGGUAGACACACCAACUUGCGUGCCUUGAGCUUAUUAUGAAUGUAGUGUACAAAUCUAAUGUUACAAAGUGGGGAAGUCCUGCAUCUUUUCAGCUUGGAAAAUGAGAACUCCCAGCCAGUGACUUUUCUGAAUGCUAUCAGGAUCUUGAACAUAUAUCAAUAGCACCUCAAAAACAUGCAUUCAUUGAAACCUCAAAAGAAUUAGGAUGAAGACGAUAAAACUCAGCAGCAGCUAUGUUUGCUGAUACUCGACCGGAGAAAAAAA